Messenger RNA from Pogonomyrmex barbatus (red harvester ant), 4423 nucleotides. RefSeq names its product protein amun (gene Amun). The record is from RefSeq and is a predicted model, not a curated record. NCBI's taxonomy places the organism in Eukaryota, Metazoa, Arthropoda, Insecta, Hymenoptera, Formicidae.
GAAAGGGAGAGGAAGUGAGAGAGAAAAAAAGAGAGGUAGACGCACAAGAGAUAUAUAGGGGCGAUCAAAGGCGAUAGACAAGGAUACUGUGGUAGCAAGGAAAAGGACACGGACAGGCGCGUGGAAGGAAGACAGAGAAACGGCGAUCGAGUGGGAGAGAUACGGACUCUCCGUGGGACCGAAUCGGAGAGAAAGAGGACGAGACGGGGUCGUCGGGCGGAGUGAGAGAGACGGAUGAGCGACUCGACAGGGAAAGCGUGACAGACAUAUUCCCGGUGGUAAGUGUGUGAGGCGCGAGGGGAGAGUGCACACGGAGACUCGGCAGGCGCGCGCGCGCGAGAGAGAGAGAAGAGAGAGAAAGAAAGAAAGACGGAGACUGCCGAUACUCUCUGGUGGGAGAGAGGUGCAAUUGUAAUAGAAGGGGGGAUAGAGGCGCAACCCGAGCGGUGCUGCCGCCUAUUGGCAACGUCGCGUCGGCUCCCCACCCGGGCCAGUGUCGAGCGAGGUUCGACAGAGAGUUCUUAUGGCAGUGUGAUUUUCUCUCGAGACGUCGCACGGUGUUGUGAGAGGAUUUCGUCUUGCACACUCGAGUACGUCCGCCGUACUCUCACCGGACGUGCGUGAGGGGAAGAGGGAGAGAAAGAAGGAAACGGGAGCUGAGUCGAUUCCCUCUAAAAAAAAAUAGAAAAAAAAAGGGAAGUGUCCGUGUGCGUUUUCUUUUUAUUUUUCCAUUCUCACUUCGUUGAUUCUCUACACGUACCGUGCACGUACGUUCUCGUGGAUCUUUCCGCUUUCUCGCUUCGGAAUUGAGAGAGACCGUCGUGUAACGUCGCUCUCGAUACGUGCUCUCCCACCACCAUCAUCGAUUUCCCACGCGACGCGCUUACUCGCGCCGCACUGGUGAGGGAAUUCACGAGGGUGAAGUAGGAUUCCUCGGCAAAGAGCAGGCGAGAGAGAUACGGCAACGCCGCCCGUGGGGCAGCAGCGGCGGCGACACCGGUGGUAACAGCCAACGGCGGCGGACGACGCGGUGCUUUACAGAACAGCGGCAGCAGGCGGCGCUGGUGCUGCGCCCCGACGGCCGUCGAUCGAAGCCCGCGUUAUCGCAAUGGCUUCCGUGAAAGACACAGCGACUUUCUUCGCGGAGGGCACCGCGACGCAAUUCGAACACGUUCUCAAACUUUAUCCGCAGGCAUUGCGCCUCAAGGCUGAUCACAAGUCGAAAAAGCCCGAGGAGCUGAUCAAGCUAGACAACUGGUAUCAGAAUGAGCUUCCGAAGAAGAUCAAAUCACGUGGCAAGGAUGCGCAUCUCAAUCACGAGGAACUGGUACAGACGAUGAAAUGGAAGCAAAUACGUGGCAAGUUCUAUCCGCAGUUGUCCUACCUGGUGAAGGUGAACACACCGCGCGCCGUGAUGGCAGAAACGAAGAAGGCGUUUAAGAAGCUCCCGAAUCUCGAGCAAGCGAUCACGGCGCUGUCGAAUCUGAAGGGCGUCGGUACCACGAUGGCGUCGGCCCUGCUCGCCGCCGCGUCGCCGGAGAACGCGCCCUUCAUGGCGGACGAGUGCCUGAUGGCGAUACCGGAGAUCGAGGGUAUCGAUUACACCACUAAGGAAUACUUAAACUUCGUCCAGCACAUUCAGAACACCGUCGAGAGGCUGAACAAACAGACGUCAAACGGCAAGACAUGGAGCCCACACAGAGUCGAGCUGGCGCUAUGGACACACUAUGUGGCGUCCGAACUGAAGCCGGAGCUGCUCGAUGGCAUCCCGGGUUCGACAGAAAAUGGCAAUUCGCACGGUGCCAGUAACGGCGAGGCGACGGAACCAUCGGAUGAUAGCAAUCAAGAGACAGUGGCGAAUGGCAAAGACACGCCGGCGGCGCUCGAUCCAGCGGCGAUCGACGAGAACAGCACGACAACGUCCUUCACUGAGGAUUCGAUGGAUAAACCGGCGACGCCGAUUACUGCCGGCGAUCAUCCCGUUGUAGGCGCCAGCGAGGACACAAAUGAUUCUCUCAUUACAAAUGACAGCAGCAAUAACGCGACGCCACGACCUACCGAUAGCGAGGACACCGAGGAGGACUCGCAGGACGCGCAGGAGCCGCCUACCAAGAAGAGCAAGAAGUGACCCGAUCGGCUCGGUGACGCGACGAGCAACAACGUCAGCACUUUCGUGCCCGCCAGAAGUCUGUCGAUCGUCGCGGCACCGCGUCGUCGAUUCUGAAUCAUCGAACGGAUGAUGGACCGACGGACGUAUGGACGACGGACGGACGGACGGACGGAUAGGUAGUGUAGAGAUGGAUGCACGGACGGACGGACGGACGCGGAUGGAUGGAUGAAUUACUGUAUUGCGCGAUUGCUUGGACGGAGCAUAGCCGCUCGCUUCAUCCUCGGCUCCCGUUGCGGAAGGGAGGGGACGGAAUAAGGAGGAUUCGCGAAAUUCCAGAGAUUCGGAUGGAUUCUGGGAUCCUCGAAUUCUCGAAUCCAUUUCACUCCGCUUCUCUUCCUUUUCGUAUCCUUUUCGCCCGACAUAGUCUCGUUAUGUCUCGUUUCUUUAUGCUCCUCCCGUUCUGGUAGCCAUUUUUAUCGAGUGACCGACGAAUUCGCAUCCUCGUCGAUGUCAAGCAAGAUUAAUACAGCCGCAUCCUCGUCGUCGUUGUUGUUGUUCGGACAAUCUCGCGUGUUCAGCAAUGUCAGCAAGAGUUUUGCACCACCUUUUGAUUAUGGAUCUCCUGUAUAAAAAAGUAUGUUGGAGCGGACGAGGAAACGUGAAAGUAUAUACUCAGUGUUAUUAGAAAUAAAGGACCUUUCACGAAUAUAGUGAAUAAGCCUUUGUAUCCCUGGCACUCUUGACGAGUUUCUAAUUAUCUUCUUUUUUUUCUUUUUUAUUAAUUUCUUCGGUCGACGUAUCACUUUCCGACGCAGAAAAUCUUAACGAUAUUUAAAAUCUUUGAUCUUUUUCGAAUUUACGUUAAGAAUUUCCGAUUUUUAGAAUUUGAGAAAAUCGAACUUUCGAUUUUGAAAUCUUUGAAUCUUUAAACCGGCAAUUUAAAAAAAAAUUAUCUCGACCCGAGAUGGUUUUGCAGACAGUGUUUUCUUUUUGUCAAACCAUUUAUGUUGUCGAAUUGCCGGAUAUCCGAAUACUCAAAUAUCUUCUUCCACGGCUCCUCGAUUACCGCUCUUCAACACAAACACAACUGCCGUUCUACAAACAAGAAGAUGAUGCAAAACCUUGAUACACAUUUCUCAUCGUCUACACAUUUCUAAUCCACCCUUUGCGACGCGUCGUAAAUAACUAACGAGACUCCCUCGUGAUGUUCUAUUUGUUACCGACCGCCGCAACUUUUCGUUGAUAUUUCCAAUCGUCGCGCGUUAUUUUUUUUUUUUAGCUUUUUUUCUCUUCUAGGUCGAUAAUCCGAUGGAUUAACUUCGCAGAGUAAUGUCGCAAGCGAGUGCAAAGCAAUGUUGUAUGUUUACACGUAAAUGGCCACGGAAUUUGCAGAUAGAGGUUGGUAGAAUCGUAACUUGGUACACGAAUAUAUGUGCAAAAGAAAGACAAAGAUAUUUUUUUUUAUUUUUUAUUCAUUCCGAGGCCGCAAGUUAUGGUUCUACACGCAUAAAUAUUCAGUAAAUCAAUAUUUCACGUUCUCUUAUUCUAGACAUUCAGAAAGGUUGGCAACUUUCAGUUCUUUCGAAUAUAUCAGAAUGUUUGACAAUUAAAUAUCCACAUUUUUAAAUUGGAAUUUUCGAAAGAAAUCUACGAAUCACAAUAUCGUAGAUUACUUUCAGGACGCGCGCGUCAUUUUCAGUUAAUCGAUAAUCGAUCAUGCCUUAUCAGUUUCGCGCGACGUGAAUCAAUACACGGUGGAGUUCUCGAAUCAUUCCUUGGGAAGCGACGAUUAUUGUUGCAAAGAGAAAGAAAGGGAAAAAAAGGGAGAGAAAUUGGGUGAAAUGUAUGUGAAUGAGGAGAAGGGGAGGAAGAGAGCAAAGCACUCCGUGAGUAGCGAAAAAAGGCAAAGGAAAUACUGGAUAUAAUGAUAAUAUUAAUAUUAAUAAUAAUAAAUAAUUAUUAUAAUUAUAAUUAUUAUAUAAUACCGAAUCAUUACCAUAAUUUAUAUACCUAAUGAGAAAACUGCAUGUCAGAGUGAUGCAUGGAGCAAACCAAAUACCUUGUAAGUAAAAAAACUUUAGAAAGAAAUAAAAGUAAUGCUUUCAGUCCAUCAAGCUCAGUAAAAUAGCGUCCGGCCUGCGAUAAAACACACUUAUACGCGCGCAUAGUUUUAAGAAUAUUCUAAUUAUUUAAGUACUUAGUAUCUACUCGAAAGUUCAUUUGAAUAUUGAUUAUUACGACAAGCUUUCUCUGAUCUUGAAACUCUAAAUUUUGUUGUUAUAAAUGCUUUAAUGAACGUUUGAACCCCCUAAA